UCUGAGGAGACAUCUGAGGAGACAUCUGAGACAUCUGAGGAGACAUCUGAGACAUCUGGAGACAUCUGAGACAACUGGAGACAUCUGAGACAUCUGAGGAGACAUCUGGAUCCAAGCUAAAGAGCUGGAUGUGCUUUUAAAGGCCGACAUGGAGCUGCGGAGAGAAGCAGACGUCCAGCAGCUGUUGGUGGUUAAAGAAGAGGUUCCUCCUGAGCAGCAGGAGUGGAGCUCCAGUCUGGACCAGGAGGAGCCAGAGCCCCCACACAUUAAAGAGGAACAGGAGGAACUCUGGACCAGUCAGGAGGGAGAGCAGCUUCAAGGGCUGGAGGAGGCUGAUAUCACCAAGUUCACAUUCACUCCUGUCCCUGUGAAGAGUGAAGAUGAUGAAGAGAAACCUCAGUCCUCACAGCUUCAUCACAGACGUACUGAACACAUGGAGACAGAAGCUGAUGGAGAGGACUGUGGAGGACCAGAACCAGCAUGGAACUCAGAUCCAGAUAGACAUCCAGAACCACAUCAUGAUGUCAAGACUGAACCAUCUUCUGAACCUGAUGACAGUGUUGACGUUGAGUUUUGGAGAGAGACCAGGAAACAUCAGUCAGGGUUCACUUAUCGCAGAAAUAAAAAAGUCUCUGUUAAUGAUGGAUUUAAUACCAGCGAGAAACCAUUCAGCUGCUCUGAUGACAAGGCUGAAACUGAUCCCAAGACUGGUGACAGAGUUGAUGGUGAUCAACCUCCGUCAGAUCUAAAGCGUAUAAAAGCUGAGGAAGUCUCCGUCAGUGUCUCAGGAUGUAACACUGACAUGAAACCUUUCAGCUCCUCUGAGUGUCAUCAAAGAUCUGAAGACAGUCUCACUCUGCUGACACUCAAGAAACCGCCCACAGGAGAGAAACCAUUCGGCUGCUCACUUUGUGGUCAAUUAUUUAACCAGCAGGAAAGCUUACGUUCUCACAUGACCUGUCACUCAGGGGAGAAACCUUUCCGCUGCUCUGUGUGUAACACAGACUGCAGUGACAGCGAGUCUUUAGUUCAACACAUGAGGAUCCACACGAUGCAAACGCGGUUUAAUUGCACAAUUUGUGGUGAAGAGUUUGCAUGGAGGAGAUAUCUGACAAAACAUCUGGAAGUUCACAAAAUCUACAGAUGUAGUGUUUGUGACCAAAGAUUCACUUGGUGUAAACAGCUCAAAGAUCAUAGAUGUGUUGGUCGUCGUUUCUCACGGAUUCAUCAACCUCAGACUGAGGAGAACAGAGAGGCAGAACCUCCAGCCAGCAGCUCAACUGAACAGAUUAAAACAGAAGCUGAUGGAGAGGGCUGUGGAGGACCAGAACCAGACAGGAACUCAGCUCCACAUAGACAUCCAGAACCAGAAACUGAUGUUAAGACCGGAGACUCUUCUGAACCUGAGACUGAUGACAGUGAGGAUUGGAAGGAGACCAGAGAACCUCAGUCAGGUUUAAACUCUCUGAAUAAUGAUGACGUUUCUGUCAGUGGUUCCAGAUGUAGAGCUGGUAAGAAACCAUUAAGCUGCUCUGAGUGUGGGAAAACAUUUAAGAAAAAGACUCAUCUUAAGAUACACAUGAGAUCUCAUACAGGAGAGAAACCAUUUAGCUGCUCAGUUUGUAAGAAAUGUUUUUCACAGAGUGGAAAUUUACAGAAACACAUGAGAAUCCACACAGGAGGGGAACCUUUCAGCUGCUCUGAUUGUGGGAAAAGAGUUGGCUCCCAGGAAAGUCUGAAGAAACACAUGAAAAUUCACACAGAAGAGAAAGUAUUCAACUGUUCAUUGUGUUGUAAAAAAAUCACUGGGAAGUGCAACUUGGAUGAACACAUGAGAAAGCACACAGAAGAGAAAAGAUUCAGCUGCAGUGUUUGCAGCCAAAAGUUCAUUUGGUUUUAUCAGCUCAGAAAACAUAAAUGUGUUGGUCAUCAGUCCUCACAGCUUCAUCAGACUGAGGAGGACGGAGAGGCAGAACCUCCAUCCAGCAGAUCAACUCAACACAUGGAGACAGAAGCUGAUGGAGAGGACUGUGGAGGACCAGAACCAGACAGGAACUCGGAUCCAGAUAGACAUCCAGAACCGGAGACUGGAGACUCUUCUGAACCUGAGACUGAUGACAGUGAGGAUUGGAAGGAGACCAGAGAACCUCAGUCAGGUUUAACGUCUCAUUUACAAUUGCUUGAGAAUUCGUACAGGGAAGAAACCAUUUAGUUGCAGUGUUUGUACCAAAAUAAUAACCUUCUUCGUCAAGUCAAAACCUAUACAUGUGUUGGUCUUCAGUCAUCACAGCUUCAUCAAACUCAGACUGAGGAGAACAAAGAGGCAGAACCUCUUGUGUCAGUACUUCAGAAAUAGAAAAGAGUAUGUAUCUAAUCCAAAGUGUUCGUCUCUUAAAGCAAACAUCUUGUGUGGAGUCCCACAAGGAUCAAUCCUCGGUCCUCUGCUUUUUCUUAUUAAUAUAAAUUACUUAGUUUUUGUCUCCCACGCUGUAUUUGCUAUUUUAUUUGCUGAUGAUACCAUUUUGUUUCUAUCUAAUCGAAAUACCGAUGAAAGUAAUUAACACUGAAAUGUGCAGGGAUGCAAAAUGGUUUAACCUAAAGAAGUUGUCUCUUAAUAUCAAGAACACUCAUUUUAUGAUAUUUGCAUCGUAAAAUAAGAAUUACUGUAGACAUAAGGCAGAGAUAAAUAUAGAUGGUGUACCCAUCACUCAAGUCUUUAGUACAUGUUUUUAUUAUCACCAUUGGGGACCAUGGACAAAUCUCAAUCUCCACACUCCUGGACUUUGAGGAGAAAAGAUGGAAGAAAAAAACAAAUGGAAGCAGAGAUUAUAUCACACAGAUUUAUUAAUCAAACAUUCCAUUUUGUUAUUGAAGCUGUUUAACAAAAACGAGUAAAUGGAUUAAUCUACAAAUACCUCUCAUCUAGUGAGUCAAAAGCCUUGAAGACAUUAAAAUCAGGGACUAAAAAGUAUAAGAUAAUACCCACAAUUGUGCAUAAUAUUUUUUACGUUGUCAUGGUAACGUGUUAUGUUGCAGCAAAGUGCCGUCCUAUUCGUGUUCACGAGAUUUCAAGCCCUCGGAGUCUCUCACAAUCGAACAUUUAACGUUGACGUCAUAGAGUCCCUGAGGGUUCAGGGUUUAAGGCUUUCGGGGGACCACUGGGACUGGGCCCAUGACAUAUUCCUUACUAUUUAUUAUUGCUUCAUAUAUCCAUAUCUUGUCCAUUAUGAUUUGUAUUAGCCAACACUUAAACCACUCUUUCUUCUUCACUAAAUGGUAUGUUAGAGUUGUUCAUUUUCUGCUUCAUUUUAAAACAAAACUGAACAUCUAUCUGUUUUGAUUUUGAUCAUCAGGAUGAUAAUUUGUGAAUUUGUUUAUAAAGUCGUCCCCAAGAAUUAAAGCUUUCCUAAACUUUUCUGGAAAUCUUUUCAGUUCAACUUAGAUCUUGACUGUUAUGAGACUAGACAGGUGUCACCUUUUCAUUCCCCUUGUUUUACUUCUGUUCACUGAGUGAUACUUUUUACACGAUAAUGAUGUUGUGCUUUGAAACUUAUUGUUUGUAUAAAAAUAUUUUUUAAUUAGUUUCUUUUCUUUGAAAGUCUUAAUCACAACUGGAGGCCCACGAUAAGCCGCUAAAGUCUGAAGAGACACACAAGGAUUCACAAAAGUGUUUUAUUACUUUAGAAGCUGCGAUUUAGUUUUUCAAAUGAAGCUUUGAAUGUCUGUCCUCAUGUUUUAUGAUGUCAUCACCCUAAA
Molecule: messenger RNA, 3756 nt
Organism: Anoplopoma fimbria (sablefish)
Lineage: Eukaryota; Metazoa; Chordata; Actinopteri; Perciformes; Anoplopomatidae
Product: zinc finger protein 79-like
Exons: 2
Coding region: 149-2212 (687 amino acids)
Biological process (GO): regulation of transcription by RNA polymerase II
Molecular function (GO): DNA-binding transcription factor activity; RNA polymerase II cis-regulatory region sequence-specific DNA binding
Source: RefSeq, a predicted model, not a curated record